Messenger RNA from Castor canadensis (American beaver), 3124 nucleotides. RefSeq names its product minichromosome maintenance complex component 3 (gene Mcm3). The record is from RefSeq and is a predicted model, not a curated record. Gene Ontology annotation, molecular function: single-stranded DNA binding; ATP binding; ATP hydrolysis activity. NCBI's taxonomy places the organism in Eukaryota, Metazoa, Chordata, Mammalia, Rodentia, Castoridae. Gene Ontology annotation, biological process: DNA strand elongation involved in DNA replication; double-strand break repair via break-induced replication; mitotic DNA replication initiation. Gene Ontology annotation, cellular component: nucleus; MCM complex.
UCCGAUUAAGAACGACCUCCCGAUUGGACAUUCGCAAUUCCGGUUAGAGAGAAGAGCCAAUCAGAAUGAGUCUGCUCUCUGAGUCCCCGCCUCUUCCUGGAUGUAAGCUUUGGUGGCGGGAAAAGUUCUGAAGUUUUCGCGCCAGGGCGGAGCCACCCAGGGCUGUUCGCGCGGCUUUGUAGCAGGCAAUUCCGAGGCUGCGGGCAUGGCGGGGACGGUGGUGCUGGACGAUGUGGAGCUGCGGGAGGCUCAGAGAGAUUACUUAGACUUCUUGGACGACGAGGAAGACCAGGGAAUUUACCAGAGCAAAGUUCGGGAACUGAUCAGUGACAACCAGUACCGUCUGAUAGUCAAUGUGAAUGACCUGCGCAGGAAAAAUGAAAAGAGGGCUAACCGCCUGCUGAAUAAUGCCUUUGAGGAACUGGUUGCCUUCCAACGAGCCUUAAAGGAUUUUGUGGCCUCCAUUGAUGCUACGUAUGCCAAGCAGUAUGAGGAGUUCUACGUAGGAUUGGAGGGCAGCUUUGGCUCUAAGCAUGUCUCUCCCCGCACUCUUACUUCCUGCUUCCUCAGCUGUGUGGUCUGCGUGGAGGGCAUUGUCACUAAAUGCUCACUAGUUCGUCCCAAAGUUGUGCGCAGUGUCCACUACUGUCCUGCUACAAAGAAGACCAUAGAGAGACGUUACUCUGAUCUCACCACCCUUGUGGCCUUUCCAUCCAGUUCUGUCUAUCCCACCAAGGAUGAGGAGAACAAUCCUCUUGAGACAGAAUAUGGCCUUUCUGUAUAUAAGGACCACCAGACCGUCACCAUCCAGGAGAUGCCAGAGAAGGCCCCUGCUGGCCAGCUUCCCCGCUCUGUGGAUGUCAUUCUGGAUGAUGACUUAGUGGAUAAAGUCAAGCCCGGUGACCGAAUCCAGGUGGUGGGGACCUACCGCUGCCUUCCUGGAAAGAAGGGAGGUUAUACUUCAGGGACCUUCAGGACUGUCCUGAUUGCCUGCAACGUGAAGCAAAUGAGCAAGGACACGCAGCCUUCAUUCUCUGCCGAGGACAUAGCCAAGAUCAAGAAGUUCAGUAAAGCCCGCUCCAAGGAUAUCUUUGACCAGCUGGCCAGGUCAUUAGCUCCUAGUAUCCAUGGACAUGACUAUGUCAAGAAGGCAAUCCUCUGCUUGCUCUUGGGAGGGGUGGAACGAGACCUCGAAAACGGCAGCCACAUUCGUGGGGACAUCAAUAUUCUGCUAAUAGGAGAUCCAUCAGUCGCCAAGUCGCAGCUUCUGCGGUAUGUGCUCUGCACUGCGCCCCGGGCUAUUCCCACCACUGGCCGUGGCUCCUCUGGAGUAGGUCUGACAGCUGCUGUCACCACAGACCAGGAAACAGGGGAGCGCCGUCUUGAAGCAGGAGCCAUGGUCCUGGCUGACCGAGGUGUGGUUUGCAUCGAUGAAUUUGACAAAAUGUCUGAUAUGGAUCGCACAGCCAUCCAUGAGGUGAUGGAGCAGGGUCGAGUAACCAUUGCCAAGGCUGGCAUUCAUGCUCGGUUGAAUGCCCGCUGCAGUGUUCUGGCAGCUGCUAAUCCUGUCUACGGCAGGUAUGAUCAGUACAAGACUCCAAUGGAGAACAUUGGGCUACAGGAUUCACUCUUGUCCCGAUUUGACUUGCUCUUCAUCAUGUUGGAUCAGAUGGAUCCUGAGCAAGAUCGGGAGAUCUCAGACCAUGUCCUCAGGAUGCACCGCUAUAGAGCACCUGGGGAGCAGGAUGGCGAUGCUAUGCCUUUGGGUAGUGCUGUGGAUAUCCUGGCCACAGAUGAUCCCAACUUUAGCCAGGAUGACCAGCAAGACACCCAGAUUUAUGAGAAGCAUGACAACCUUCUGCAUGGGACCAAGAAGAAAAAGGAGAAGAUGGUGAGUGCAGCAUUCAUGAAGAAGUACAUCCAUGUGGCCAAGAUCAUCAAGCCGGUCCUGACACAGGAGUCAGCUGCCUACAUUGCAGAAGAGUACUCACGCCUACGCAGCCAGGACAGCAUGAGCUCAGACACGGCCCGGACAUCUCCAGUUACAGCACGAACUCUGGAAACUCUGAUUCGAUUGUCCACAGCUCACGCAAAAGCCCGCAUGAGUAAAACCGUGGACCUGCAGGAUGCAGAGGAAGCUGUGGAGCUGGUCCAGUAUGCUUAUUUCAAGAAGGUUCUGGAGAAGGAGAAGAAACGUAAGAAGCGAAGUGAAGAUGAAUCAGAGUCAGAAGAUGACGACAACAAGAGUCAGGAGGACCACACGCAGAAGAGGAAGAGGAGGAAGACUCGUCAGUCAGAUGCCAAGGAGGGGGAUUCAUACGACCCCUAUGACUUCAGUGACACAGAGGAGGAAAUGCCGCAAGUACACACUCCAAAGACGGCAGAGUCACAGGAGACUAAGGAAGCCCAGGUGGAGUCAAGUGAGUCACAGGAAGCCAAGGAAACUCAGAAGGUGGAGUUGAGUGAGCCUAGGUUGAAGUCAUUCAAGGUAGCCCUCUUGGAUGUAUUCCGGGAAGCUCAUGCACAGUCUGUGGGCAUGAACCGGCUCACAGAAUCCAUCAACCAGAACAAAGAAGAUCCCUUCUCUUCAGAAGAGAUCCAGGCUGCACUGAGCAGGAUGCAGGACGACAACCAGGUCAUGGUGUCUGACGGCAUCAUCUUCCUCAUCUGAGGAGAUGCAUCUCUGAACUUGGCGCUGUUGUUUUCCUACACCUCUCCCACCCCAGUCUUUGCCUUCAUUCUCUAAACAAGUAAUUGACUGAAGUUAUGGGACAAGGUGAUGAAGUUGGAUCAGGACUUUGUGGAAGCUUUGGGAUGGGUAAUGAAGACUGUGGGGUAAGGAAAGAAAAGAGUGGAGAAGGUCUCUUCUGCAAAAGGACUGGACCAUCUACUUCCAAUCCCUAAACAGACCCAGUGUUAUUUUAUGUAAAUAACAUAGGACUUGAGUAUGUUUUGGGGCACAGGUGGUUUCUGUUCAUCUUUUCUAUGUCUGUAGUCUUUUUUAAUUCUCCGUUUGGUCUAGAAAAGUCUUGAGUUCUGUGCUGGUGGAGAAGGGACUGGAGCAGAUCAUGUAGGUCCUUUGAAGAAAGCUUUCUUUGCAGUUAAAGACUAAUGCAUUUUUGUC